Apis laboriosa (Himalayan honeybee) is the source of this 510-nucleotide messenger RNA. RefSeq lists its product as uncharacterized. The transcript is spliced from 5 exons. Lineage: Eukaryota; Metazoa; Arthropoda; Insecta; Hymenoptera; Apidae. The record is from RefSeq and is a predicted model, not a curated record. The coding region runs from base 1 to 510 and encodes 169 amino acids.
AUGUUCAAAACGGAAGAUAAAAUAAUGGAGAAAUCUGUCAUCAAAAAGCCUCGUAAUAAACGAAAAACUUAUUGGUGUGCUCCUAGGAAAGUAAAAAGUACAAAUAUCUUAGAGAAUAUAGACAAUUCCUUACAAGAUAAAAAGAUGAAAAAAAGACAUCAUAAAAAAAAACGGAAGUCUGGAAGAAAUAUGAGACGUAUCGAUAUCUUAGCACAACCUAAAUCUAUGAAACAUGAACUACAACAUAAGAGACAUCUCUCUAAUGCAAACUGUUCUGUCAGGAAAUAUAAUGCUGUAACAAAAUCUAUUUCAUCAAAUCAGAAAAUUAUCACUUAUCCACAUAAAACUUUAAAAACGAAGAAAUUUAAAGGAGCACAUCAAUCAGGAAAUUCUAUGAUGAAUAUAACAUUAAAAGAUUCACCAAUUAUAUUACCGAAGAAAAUAGGUGUCCGAUUAUUUUCUUUAGUAAAAAAGAGACUUAGAGAAUUGACAAAUUGCAAAAAUAUGUAG